Messenger RNA from Ilex paraguariensis (yerba mate), 417 nucleotides. Lineage: Eukaryota; Viridiplantae; Streptophyta; Magnoliopsida; Aquifoliales; Aquifoliaceae. The record is from the annotation of a GenBank genome assembly.
AUGAGAGAAACCGAAGGCCAACAAAUUGGGAGCCCUUUACCCCAGGACCAGGCUGUUCUUGAUUCUUCUGUACCUUUAUCAGGUGCUCCACUUAAGCACAAUGUUUCUAUUAUUUCUCCAAAUCCAACCAUUGAAAUCAGGCCUUGUUCACCAUCUGUUGGUAGAGUGACAAAGAUAUUACUUGAUAUCAACAAUCAGAAUGCUGGAGAAUCAGAUCUUCUCACACCCCAGAAGAAGCUGCUGAAUUCAAUUGACACGGUCGAGAAAGUGGUGAUGGAGGAACUGCGUGAGACAUUCGGUUCACGAACCCAAGACUUAUCUCCACAACAAACUCCUCAAUUGGACAUCGCUACCGGGAUCAUUGAGGCUCGUGAAGAUGGCUUCCCAGUGAUGUUAACUUCAGCUCGAAGAUCUUAG